This is a messenger RNA of Spinacia oleracea (spinach), 3522 nucleotides long. RefSeq lists its product as uncharacterized. The transcript has 16 exons. The coding region runs from base 161 to 3094 and encodes 977 amino acids. Gene Ontology annotation, cellular component: gamma-tubulin complex; microtubule organizing center; spindle pole. Gene Ontology annotation, molecular function: microtubule minus-end binding; gamma-tubulin binding. The record is from RefSeq and is a predicted model, not a curated record. NCBI's taxonomy places the organism in Eukaryota, Viridiplantae, Streptophyta, Magnoliopsida, Caryophyllales, Amaranthaceae. Gene Ontology annotation, biological process: mitotic cell cycle; meiotic cell cycle; cytoplasmic microtubule organization.
UUUUUUUGCAAAUUGUGCAUUGCACAUUUGCACGGGAUAAUCGAGUAUUUUUUUUUUCAAAAAAAGUAAAGCCUUUAGCGGGAGAACUGCCACUGCGCGAGGCGGCCACGGCCUCACUUCUGCCACACUCCUUUCUCUCUCUCCUGACUCACUUCAUGCAAUGCUCAUCUUCAGUGAAGCAAAGAUGGAAACCGGGCCCACCAGUUUGAUUAGCAGGAUCCAUAAUUCGUUACCCGAUGGAAUAUAUUUCGCAACAUCAAUUACUUCCCACAAAACCAGCGAAUUCGAAUUGGUUCAAGGUAUAUUGCAUAUAUUGCAGGGUAAUUCUAGUACCUUGUUUGUUUGGGAUGAAAUUCAAUGUCGAUUUUAUGCCAAAAUUGGGAUGUAUGUAGCUCACCUCUCCCAAACGAGUUUACAUGAUAUUCUCAAUCAGUUUUUGUAUGCUGCUACUUGUUUAAGGCUGGUGGAGCUUGUUAUUGAACGGAUUGAGAAAGAGGGGAAAUGGUUUCCUACAUUGAGGGCGUUUGGGAGCUCGGUUUCAGCUUGGCUCAAGAGGUUGCGAGACAUUGCGUUGGAGGAGGAAGUAAAGAUAAAUGACCCUGAUCCAAGGACUGUUCCAACGCUUUUGGGGAUGGCAAACUCUUUGUCCAGCCUUUGUUCAGGGGCCGAAUUUUUGUUACAAGUAGUUCGUGAAGCAGUGCCGAAUUUCUGGCUUGAUUCUCUGCAUUCUGCUCCUGCUGCUGAAGUGGCUGUCCAUAUCCUUGAUCAUCUUUACAAGAAGCUAAAUGAAACUUGUCUUGUCCAGGGUGGUGAGGAGGAGUCCUACAGGAUGCUCCUUUAUUUAUUUCUUGGAAGUCUAUUGCCAUAUAUUGAGAUCCUUGAUAACUGGAUAUUUGAAGGAAUUCUUGGCGAUCCGUAUAAUGAGUUGUUCUUCUAUGAAAAUAAAUCUGUAUCAAUUAAUGACACUGAAUUUUGGGAGAAGAGCUACCUCUGGAGAUUCCUGACACAUCAAAAGGUUGAUGCUGAGAUCUCAAGCAUGGCUCUUAAGAAUAAAGCAUGCCCAUUGUUUAUUAAGGACAUAGCUAAGGAAAUUGUUUCAGCUGGAAAGUCUCUGCAGCUGAUCAGGCAUGUUCCAAUGACUUCAAAUAUGACAUCAGCUUCAGAAGGAAGACAUAAGGACCUGCGUGGUUUUAGAAGUUUUUGUGUUGUUAAUGAUCAAAGUGAAUUAUGUAGAGGGUCCAAUACCGCAGGGUUGACAUUGGUAGAGGUAUUUUUUGUGUCUGUCGCAGGUAUUAUAGGCCAUGGUGAUCAUGUGUAUAAUUACUUUAUGCAAAAAGAUUUUACCUCUAUGAUUCCUCGUUUAUUGCAAUGUGAAGUGGAAAGGCACAAACUUGGAAGAGAAAGAGAGAGUGGUGCUAUAAAAAGCCCAAGAAAGACUUGGGUUGAGUUUUUGGAUAGUACAUUACAAGAAAGAGAAAAAUCUCAUCAAGUUGAAACCUUGUUGUCCCAUGGUAAAGGAGAUGCUGAGACCAGUCUGGUGAAUGAACUCCAACUUCUGAAAUCUUUCUGUCCCGAAAAUCCAGUUAUUACUGUUUGUCAAAAGUUAUUGAACAAGAAUAGAGAUUCGUUGAGAUCUUUGACUUUGUCAAAGAAUGCCAAUCUUCCUCCAUUGAAUGAUGAGGAUUUGCGGACGGCUAUUUUCAAUAUUGAAAAUGAAAAAGGAGCUUUAUCAACCAAGCAAACCAAUUUCAGUUUUGGUUUUCAGUUUAGUGAAUCUCAAUAUCUUCGUUCAACAGGAGAAUCAAAAGUUUUAGAAGCCAUGUUUCCUUUUCCAACAGUUCUCCCUUCUUAUCAGGAGGACCUUCAGAUGUCAGAACUGUUGCCUCUUCAGAAAAAUAGCACUUUGUCCUCCAGAAUUCUUCGCUGGAUUCAAAGUGCCGAACCUAAGGGAACCCUCCUUCCUACGGUUAUACUGCAAGAAUGUCUGAAAGUCUACAUUAAUAAACAGGUGGAUAUCAUUGGAAGUUGCAUGCUGUCAAAGUUACUCCAGGAAUGGAGAUUGAUGGAUGAGCUUGAAGUGCUGCGUGCUAUUUACUUGUUAGGUUCAGGGGAUCUUCUCCAACACUUCUUGUUAAUGAUUUUCAAAAAGAUGGAUAAAGGAGAAUCAUGGGAUGAUGAUUUUGAAUUGAAUAUGGUACUGCAGGAAUCAAUCAGGAAUUCUGCAGAUGCCAUGCUAUUGACUGCGCCAGACUCAUUGGUUGUCUCAAUCAUUAAACCUCAUGGUCUUGAUGGUAGUGAUCAGCAGAAUGCAACUGGUAUUCCAUCUAUUCCUCGCAAAGGCCAUGAGCAUAUCUUGGGUGUUAAUGGUCUUGAUGUACUCAACUUCACCUAUAAGGUUUCUUGGCCACUUGAACUUAUUGCUAAUACCGAGGCAGUUAGAAAGUAUAACCAGGUGAUGCAUUUCUUAUUGAAAGUUAAGCGUGCGAAGUUUGUACUUGACAAAGUUCGGAGAUGGAUAUGGAAGAAAAAAGGUGCGGUAACAGUCAACUUCAAGCACCAUUGGUUAGUGGAACAGAAACUUCUGCAUUUUGUGGAUGCUUUUCACCAGUACGUGAUGGAUAGAGUCUAUCAUAGUGCAUGGCGUGAGAUGUGCCAAGGUAUUGCAGCAGCAUGUUCUUUAGAUGAAGUAAUUGAAGUACAUGAAGCCUACUUGCUAUCUAUCCAAAGGCAAUGCUUUGUUGUUCCUGAUAAGCUGGGGGCACUGAUAGCCAGCAGGAUAAACACUAUCCUUGGAUUGGCUCUGGACUUCUACUCAAUACAGCAGACACUUAAUAGUGGCGGGGCAGUUUCUGCCAUUAAGGCCAGAUGUGAAAUGGAAGUGGAUCGCAUUGAGAAGCAGUUUGAUGAUUGCAUUGCCUUUCUUCUCAGAGUAUUGUCCUUCAAGAUCAACGUGGGACACUUUCCACAUUUGGCAGAUUUGGUGACCCGAAUAAAUUACAACCACUACUACAUGUCCGAUAAUGGAAACAUGAUCACAGCUCCUGGAUCUGAAUCAGUGAAGUCAGGAAAGGCCUUUCCCAGCAGACCUGGGUGAUUGGUAUUCUACCUUACUUUUCCCUUUGUAUCAGAAGAUUCAGAACAACAGAAACUAUCUGUGUGACUUUAUGCUAGUCACGGGUAAAUGUUGUGUAACGUGCUAACCUUUCUCUUCCACAAGUUUCGAUGUCCAAAGAUUGCCUGAAAUUUAGGUGCUGAUGCUGAUAUUAUUUACCAUACUAGCUAAAGCGGGCAGCUUGGUGGUGUUCAAAGUUGUUCCGUGUAGCUACAGCUUGUAUAUAAUCCCUAGUUGGGUGUAAUUAUAUGGUUUUGUGUGCCAAAACACACAAGUAAAUGCAUGUAAUUUAUUCUUUAGGGGUCUGCGUUUGAAGGAGGUGUUCUUGCAAUUAGUUUUAUGUACUCAUUUUUGUAAUAGUUUUUUACUUGUAUAUAAUGCUAGUGAUUAUUAGUCCUUGUCAAGCAGAA